Messenger RNA from Arabis nemorensis, 489 nucleotides. NCBI's taxonomy places the organism in Eukaryota, Viridiplantae, Streptophyta, Magnoliopsida, Brassicales, Brassicaceae. The record is from the annotation of a GenBank genome assembly.
AUGGACCUCCCGAAACUCCCUAUGCUGGAAGAGUUUUCGACCUUGACAUUCGCUUUCCUCCCUAGUAUCCAUUUCAACCCCCAAAGGUCGACUUUCAUAACGUGCUCCUCCCUAUUUAGACUAUUCAUCCGUAUCACUUACAUUGUCACUUCUACUGUAUCGCAGGUAAAUUUCUGCAACAAGGUGUACCACCCAAACAUUUCCGCGAAAGGUGCAGUUUAUCUUAAUUUGUUGAAAGAUCAUUGCUCCUGCGUUUACCAUUUCGACGGUAUGAGGUUUCUAUCUAAUAUCUGUACAUCUAUUACACAUUCAAGGCCUCAAAUACGCCUGCUCAAAGUGUUAAACACCAUUUGCUCUCUUCUCGCGCGUCCCAGAGUUGGUGAAAGUGAUGUAUUCGAUGAGCAUGUUGCUCAAAUCUACUCGGUCGAUAAGGCGGAGUACGAGUCAAUCGCCCGAAGAUGGCCGCAGCAGUACGCUACUGGAAACUAA